AUGCCCUGGCCGUUUUGCCCUGGUUGCCGUUCGACGCUCCUCGUGGACGAAGGAGGCGGUAUCGAGUGCAGUGUCUGUCCCUAUCGAGACAAUCUUUCUAGUCUCAAAGAGAUUCCAACGAAAGUUACCUACUCCUCAGAUCGUCCGAUCCCUCUCUGGGCCAAAAGUGAUGCUGAACAAGCUGCUCUAAAGAAAUCCCAACAACCUACUCGUGCCACAAUCGAGGAACCUUGUGUGAAAUGUGGCGCUCCCGAAGUUGGCUACUACACAGUACAGUUACGAUCCGUUGAUGAAGGCCAAACGGUGUUCUAUGAGUGUCCCCAGUGCAAUCACACUUGGUCCAUCAACAACUAG
Molecule: messenger RNA, 354 nt
Organism: Seminavis robusta
Lineage: Eukaryota; Bacillariophyta; Bacillariophyceae; Naviculales; Naviculaceae
Source: the annotation of a GenBank genome assembly